UUGAAGGACGUACAUUGAUAAUGCAUCAGCUAAACUUAAAGAGCUGGAGAAAAACAACAAUGACGCCAUUACAGAAGACUGUUCAGUCUACAUGCUUUCUGAAGAAAAAAACUUCAUCAUCACUAAUGAGCUGAGAUCGUUAUACGACUACGGCCUCGGUGUUGUUUUUGAGGUGAAAAAGAAGCCCAAGUUUUGCAUUGAUGCUUUGAUAUGUUUCGUACUCGGGGUGGUGCAGGUUCUCGCUGGGAUUCUUAUUUGUGCGCUGACACUUGGAACAGCCAGCCAGUUUGGAAUGGGCCUGAUUUCAGAAGGAGUGUCUGACAUGAUCAGUGGAAUAGAGGGGAUGAUAAAGGGCACAUCUGAUUGGGUGUCAUGGGCAAUAUCUAAGAGUAUCAGCAUUGGCCUUGCUUUGCUAACGGCUGGUUUUAGCGUUAUCAAGAAAGCAGUUACUGCAGUGUUUAAAGUGACAAAAAGUAUCCUCAAUGGUACAAAGUCUUUCUCUUCUGUUGCUUCUGAAGUCAUCAAGUCAGGAAAGGCAAUGUUUACUUCAUUCAAAGGAAGUGUUAAGUCUGGUUUAUCGUCCCUCGGUAAAGAAUCUUUUAAGUCUGCAAUGAAAAACAUGACAUCUUCAACAGUGGUCAAACAGAACUUCAAACUUGCGACUAAAUUUGCAGUUAAGGAAAUCGGGAAAAAGACUGUGCUCACUCUCAUGAACUUUGCAAUCGAUGAAACACUUAAGGAAGUCUUUAAGAAGAUUUUACAAAGCAGUUUUGAGAAUGCUGUUACUUUAUCAGUGAAGCAGAGCAUUGAACUGGAUCAGGCUCUUGUCGAAUUCAUCAGCUCAGGCAUUCCAAAAGCUGCCUUGAAAAAAGAGAAUUUCAAGAUUGACCAAAAAUAUGAGAAGCAAAUAAAAAAAUCAGUUGGUAUGCUCUGCGAAGAGAUAAUUCCUCGCCUCAUACUGGACUGUUCCACAGCACGGGACGUUAUCAGCAAACUCUCUGAGGUGUGUGAAGCAGCAACAGAGCUCAUGAAUAAAGCAAAACUGCCAGGUGUGAUUGAAACAGCAAAGCUGGUUCUGAAAGUAGCUGAGUACUCAACAACUCUCUGUCAAAUAUUGGGAGCUGUACCAACAAAGGAGAUUAUAGACCAGAAAUUUGUUCCUGAAUUACUGGAGAGCAUCAGUGAGCUUGAGAAAGACAUGACAAAGUAUGACCAAGAUGGACGUCACAAUUUACAUGAUGUACAACGCCUUAAAGGAGAACUUCUACAAAAUAUUGCACAGAAAGUUUCUGAGCUAUUCAUCAGUUCGUGUUCUACACACAUGACUUCGUUAAUGACCAGCACAUUUAAGAGACAGUUGAACAGUGCUGCAGGACAGGCGGUAGACAAGGUCAUGCACAGACAUAAGACUCAGCGUUUCUUUGAUGACCAGAGAGGAAAACACAACAAGAAAUCUGCGAGCCACAAGGAAGUGGAAAAUCUGUCAGAUGAGGACAGAACAAAACUAAUGCAGUAUACAGAAGAUAUGUGCAAAACUGAUCAGCCUGUUAAAGCUCUUGAUGUGUACGUGCUCACAAAAAGUAACCUGCUCGAUGGAAAAGGAAUUAAACUCACUGUCAUUGAUGAAAAUGGGAAACAGCUCACUGAGGAACUUUACCCAGGAACCAGCAAAUCAGCAGGCGAUAUAAAACUGAGAUUAACCCAAUCUGCAAAAAACCCACAUACAUCACAAGCUGAUGCACAGCUGUACAGCGGCCAUUUUGACAUUGUGCAGGAUGAUGGCAAGAUAAUCAGCGUUAACUCGGAUCAUCAGAAUGCUCUUUAUCAUGCUGUAGCACAAGCAACUGGCAGUAAGAUGGAGGAAGCAUUGGUGCUACGUAAGAAAGUGAAAAAUGAGAUCCAGACAAACCUUGAAUCGUACAAACCCCUUCUCAAGAGAGAAUACGACUUCAGUCGCAAAAAACCCAGGACAUACAACAUAACUGGAGGGAUUAUAAAGGAGACAGACGUUGCUCUGCAGAAAUACUUACAGAGUGUUAAAUUCAUCAGAAGUGACGAACGUAUCCUCAUCAAAAUGUACCAUCUUGGAUUAGUUGCUGAAUAUAACAGUGUUCAAAGUGCCCGAAGGUCCAGUAAGAACAACACUGGGACACUCAACACGAGCCAUAUUCCACCCAAGGGCUCCAUCAGACUAGCUCUGACGUUCAUAUAAAACCCAAACUCAGUGAGCGAGUUUAAAAAUAAAAACCCUGAGCUUCAUAAACUGAUCAGCAGCAUAAAGACUGACAAUAAUGGACAGAACAUGAUUGCCAUGGAGGUUCUGGGACAAGAUCACAGACGAGCUUUAACUACAGGCCCAAGCAGCCGCUCACAGAUGGCCAGGAAACUUCUAGCAGACACAAUGAUUAGUGGAGACGUGGAGCUUUUGCUGAAACGCUGCAUGACUCUUCAUCACCCGUUUACCUCUCAAAAGCUCAGAGAGGCUCUAGGUGACAGCGUUCAGUCUCAGAGCUGUGUUUUGUCGGAUGAAGGCAUCCGAGGCUACUAUAAAGCAGGAUACCGAAACCUGGUGUCGGAGUACAGCCGCGUGGGAAUCCUGGAUCAGACGCAGCGCGAGCGUCUGGAUGAGUGGGUGAAUCAGGACCGACACGAGGACACCAACACUGAGGAGUACGGACAACUUCUGCAGGGAUUGCAGGGAAAAUGAAGAUG
Rhinichthys klamathensis goyatoka is the source of this 2712-nucleotide messenger RNA. RefSeq lists its product as uncharacterized. The record is from RefSeq and is a predicted model, not a curated record. Bases 92 to 2212 code for a protein of 706 amino acids. Lineage: Eukaryota; Metazoa; Chordata; Actinopteri; Cypriniformes; Leuciscidae. The transcript is spliced from 6 exons.